GAUGCAGGUUCCUGCCAUCCACCCCGUGCUGGGUGACCUGUUCAGGAUUGUCAAUAGAGAGGAUGCUGUCCCUGGCUUCUGGCCCUGGCAGGAGUCCCUGCAGGACAAAACCGGCUUCCACUUCUGCGAGACCUGGGUAGUCACUGCUGCCCACUGCGGAGUCAAGACAUCCGACCUGGUGGUGGCUGGAGAGUUUGACCAGGGCUCCGAUGAGGAGAACGUCCAGGUCAUCAAGAUCGCAAAGGUUUUCAAGAACCCCAAGUUCAGCAUGCUGACUGUCCGCAAUGACAUCACCCUGCUGAAGCUGGCCACGCCUGCCCGCUUCUCCCAGACUGUGUCUGCUGUGUGCCUGCCUGACGCUGAUGACGAUUUCUCUGCUGGGACACAGAGUGUCACCACUGGCUGGGGCAAGACCAGUCACAUUAAUAGCAAGCCAGUCUGGUUGGGAAAUGAGUGCUGUGGGCUGUGGUGCUGACCACCCAUCCUGCCC
Messenger RNA from Ictidomys tridecemlineatus (thirteen-lined ground squirrel), 490 nucleotides. Its product is annotated as chymotrypsinogen B-like. Gene Ontology annotation, biological process: proteolysis. Gene Ontology annotation, molecular function: serine-type endopeptidase activity. The record is from RefSeq and is a predicted model, not a curated record. NCBI's taxonomy places the organism in Eukaryota, Metazoa, Chordata, Mammalia, Rodentia, Sciuridae.